Messenger RNA from Guillardia theta CCMP2712, 2251 nucleotides. RefSeq lists its product as hypothetical. NCBI's taxonomy places the organism in Eukaryota, Cryptophyceae, Pyrenomonadales, Geminigeraceae. Bases 312 to 1460 code for a protein of 382 amino acids. The transcript has 3 exons. The record is from RefSeq and is a predicted model, not a curated record.
GUGAACAUAACGAGCAAGCAAACAGCCGCAGAAGACUGAGAUCGAGAUCACAAGGAGAGCUGGAGCAAGUGACAAGCUUAAUGAAAAUUAUUGCAUGAGUUGUGGAUAAUCUGCAAAAAUUUAAAGAACAACAUUUGUGCUUGUUCACAGAUACAGGAAACCAAGGAAACGUUACAAGAUCAAAGGGGUUGGAGUUAUCUUCGAGCUGUUGCUGAAGUCUACUGAGAAGGAUCCCGAAUCAAUAUUGGCAACUGCAAACUUGCUAGCAAGGUGUCCCCCAGUUCGUUGCUGUAUAAAGGUUCGUUUGGAUCAUGCCCAGGCGCCCUCCCUGUUCGAGUGCGGUUCAAGCAGCAAAUGCUUUCGUCAACGUCUUCAUUGCCGAGAGCGAUUCUGAUGACCAUAUUUUGCCUAAGAAUGGGUCAUACUCGCCAUUUCACGGUUUUAGUAGAAUGUUACCACAACAUGCUAGUGUGAGGGAUGGAGGAACGGGAGUGGAUGGUAUUUCGCGUGCGGGACUCAACAAAAUUGUUGGCAACACGUUUAAUGAAGGAAUGAGAAAGCCUUCACGAAAUGGAAAUCCCGGCGAAUUGGGAAGCGUUGCCGCCCACAAACUUGCGAGGCAUUUUUUGAGAGCUAGAUGGAGGAAUCCUGACGACUCGCAAGACCUCGUGGUCCUCCAACAAAUGUUUUGUAUGAUGCAACCGCAUCAAGUAGCAAACUGUGUCUUGGUUUUGCGGGAGUUCUCCAAAUGGCGACCCGGACCAGCGGGAAGGGGAGGCGAUAGAGCAAGUGGGAAGCUGGGCGAGUCGCGGAAAUUGAAGCUUGAAGAUGAAAUGCGAUGUGUCAAACAAAAGAUUGAAGAUGCGCGAGACAAAGAUUUGUGCGAAGAAGAUGAAGACGACAAUAGCGACGCAUUUUCAAUGAGAAGCACAGUUGUGAACGUGCAACGUGUACAGGAAUCUGAUGUAAGCUCAAACAAGAAAACAUCGUGUGGAGCUUCCAGUGAAAUUCCCCAAUUCCCGGGAUUAUUGACACAUGCAACAAGUGUACAGGAGAUUUUGAAUCAGAGUUCAAUGAACGCAGCUGCCGAGCAUUUGACAAAUCACAAGCUUUCGAGUGCAGAUAUCCUCAACACAUUAUUCCUUCAGGUUGCAGCUUCAAGAGUCUCACAAACUCAUGUGUCAUCGGGAAACGCGGGGCCGCUGAACGGAGUUUUCCCAUCGACCAUGGGGAUUCCGAAUUCGUUUGUUAAUGACACGCUGGCCUUGGACAAACACGGGUUUUCCAUGUCACCUCCCAUGGGGCUUAAUCAAUUGUGGAAUCAUCAAGUCGAGUCUUCACAGUCGUCUAAACUGGACACAGAGGGUCAUCGUAUGUUAAGCAACUUAGGACGAUCUCAGGGACCAAUUCUGCCUCCUUUGAAGCAAGUCCUGCUUGAGUCUGCGAUCAAAUCGACCUAAACCUUAAUAAUUUUCUUUGAAUUAAUUGUCAUGGCAUUUUUGUACUGCAACCAUGUAAACUUAUUUGAAAUCUUCCAUGCGAGUAAUUUUAUAUAUAUCACUCACGGGUUGUCAUAAUGCCAUCCCACCCGCACCUCAUCAAAUGAGCAAGUUUUGGUGAUCCUGUGCUAGCCAGUUCUGCGGGCGAUUUCUGUUUCCACGCUUGAGGCAUGUUAGGAAUUAGAUGUUAAAAGAAUAAGCACUUACCACCACGAGUUCAGUGCCAUGAAAGCUGACUGAUCUUGGAACGUGUCUUCUAGCCUGUAACUCCGUGUCAAUGGAAAGGUCAAUGGAAACGAUUCACACUACGAAUAACAAUUAUAAGUGAAUGCAUCCCAUUCAUCAAACAAAACUGCAUAUCAUCAAUACAGGAAAGUAGGAAUUUCUUGAAUCUCAAACGAAGAAAUUGCAAGCCACUAUUGAGACGUUUCAAAAACAAUCAUCGUCCUGAUUAGCCAUUCUUCAUUCAAUUAUCAGAAGCAACUAUCGCAGUGUAGCAGAAUCCAGAUAUAUCGAUACAACUUAUAAAGUAGUAGCUCACAGAACGACAUGCCAAAGCGAUUGAAAUUGCAAGAAUUCAAUGAUCAAACAUCAAUUGUUUCAGACAAAGAGGCAGAAAGCACAAAGAUAAGCAAGCAGAAGAAGAUGAAACAAAAAAAAAAGAACUUGGUCGUACAUCGUUCAAUGCCUCCUUCAGCGCCAUCGGCGGUUUGUUCGCCGCCCAUAACUGCUGCAUGUCUCCUCGCUUUGGC